Symsagittifera roscoffensis is the source of this 1811-nucleotide messenger RNA. RefSeq lists its product as uncharacterized. The record is from RefSeq and is a predicted model, not a curated record. Bases 556 to 1797 code for a protein of 413 amino acids. Lineage: Eukaryota; Metazoa; Xenacoelomorpha; Acoela; Convolutidae. The transcript is spliced from 6 exons. Gene Ontology annotation, cellular component: mitochondrial ribonuclease P complex. Gene Ontology annotation, biological process: mitochondrial tRNA 5'-end processing; tRNA 5'-leader removal. Gene Ontology annotation, molecular function: ribonuclease P activity.
ACUUUCAGUUAGUAAUGAAUAAAUUGAAACAUUACUUGAACCAUCUGUUCAUCAGAAGUGCGGCCACUAUAUCUAGGACUCCCAAAUAUGCAGGUAGAUCGUUGAGCUCAGAAGAAUGGAACGAACUAGCUCAAAAAUUGAAACCGAAUUCUGAAAAGUUCCCUCUUAUCGCUGUUCUUCACUAUAUUAAGAAUGAUAGGUAUUUUUCCAGAGCGAAGCGAGAAAAAAUUGAUUUGCCGCUUUUUAAACCAAAAUCAUCCGAAAAAUUUGUACUUGAAGCAAACGUUUCUCAUAGUCUUCUUGACAGUCGUUUAAAAUGGUUUGAGUCCAUAAGGAGUCUCUAUGAAUUCGUGAACUUGACUUCUGAUAGCGAAUCGAAAGGUACUUUGUUGAAGUUCUAUACUGAAGCAGCUUACCAAGCCAAGCAAUGGAAUAUUGUCAUUGAUUGCUUUGAAGAUGCUCAACAGUUUAGUGACCUUGUUUUUGGAAUGGAUGAGAUAACGAGAUACGCGGCUGUUGCAUUUGGAAAAAUUGGGAGUGUUUAGAAGCGACAGAAUGAUGGAGCUGUACUUCAGUGACCCCAAAAUGAUCCAAAUCACGAGCCUAGUUGUUGCCUUGCAUCCCAUUGUGUCCGGAAGGAGUAUGAAUACCCUACAUAGUCGAGUUAUUUCAUUCCUUACAACCCACAAAUCAGAUUUCAACAAGGUCAUUGAUUCUCUUUUUGACUCCGCAAUAUCUUUACUGUCUAACUCUAAUUCGAGUGGUGAAAAGUUCAUACAAGCUAUGAACGUGCUUCUUCUGAGGACAAAACUGCACUCGUUGUAUGGAUUGUUCUACGAAUACCCACUGGAUUUUGUCAGACAGGGCUUAGAAUUUGGUCAAUUCCAGCAGACGGUUUCAGAGUCCACUUACUACGACAACGCGUGCAGUAUAUGUUCUGGUAGCUUCCUGAAGUCGUUCUAUCUCGCUGAAACUGAAGUGAAAUCUCUGAGGGAGAUGUUCUGGAAAUUCCUGGACCAGAAGGCACAAAAAACAAACGUGCAAUCCUUACUUGAAGAGCAGAUAUAUGUCCUUCACCAGACGAUUCGAAGUAUGGGUGGCUCUCUAGAUGUUGUCAUCGAUGGUUUGAAUGCAGCCCACAACAAUGCAAUAACGUCUAUGAAGUUCGAGUUGUCGCAAGUUGUUCUCACCAAAGUGCAUCAACUAGUGCAUCGCCUCAAACUAAACAAAGUCCUCAUUCUUGUCCCUGACUCAGUUGUGAUCUCUAAACGACUAUACAGAUUCGACGCAAUGGAGCGAGAGAUAAAACGUCUCUAUGGGUCGAGUGUAGUUCUCCACAGAGUUAACAAGGAGUUUCUGGAUGACUGUUUUGUCAUCUAUGCCGCCCUAGUCUCCAACUCGUUCGUUCUGUCCAACGACCUCUAUCGAGAUCACGUAGGAAUGGCUAUGGCUCUGUAUCCACAAGCAGCUUCUUUGCUUCCCAGCUUUAUUAUGAGCAGGCGCAUCAAAACAUCAGGAACUGUCUCGGCGCGAAAUUUGACCGACCGAAACUCAAUUAGUGUCUACAAGCCUCCUUCUUUUUCUUACGUCCCUCAAUUCAGCAUCAAAAAGUUAAACGCGCCCGGAGUCUCUUGGGAUCUCAUUUUGCACGAACCAGUUGACCUGAAUAAAAAUCAAGAUAACCUGAAACUGAGAAGCCGAAAACCUAUUCAGUGGAUUUGUGCUAAACGCAACUUUACCGGGUUUUGUGAAAAGGAUAAUGAUCUCAUUGAUGAAUGGGUAGAAGAAAAUUUGUAGCAUAUUUAAAGUUG